GGAAACAGACGACCCGAACAGGAAGCCUUCAAAAGAGGGAAAAACAGCACAGCAUUUGGCCAAUGGGGGUUUUCCACUGUGUAGGAUUCAACAAGUGAUGAAGUUUACAGAUGAAGGAGGAGACGUGAGCAGUUCAAGGGGCAGAUAAGAAGUAUCGGAGGAAACUAAAAUUCAAAGUCGAGUUUCAGAGUAAUCUUGAUUAUAGUUUGAGAGGUGAACUCCGGUGUCGGGCAAAAGCGAACACAGACUUUGAAGAAUAAGCGAUUUUUUUAUUUUUUAAGAAUCAGCUUCUACUGAAUGGGAAUCAAUGUCUCAGAAAUGCUCGGACGACUGGUAUUUCAGCAAGGAUGGACGCUGCUGUAAUCGCUGUAACGCAGGCAUGUAUAAGGAGAAGGACUGUGAUGGGAAGACACCCACAAAAUGUGCAGACUGUAAAAAGGGGCACUUUAUGGCCACCAGAAAUCACAUGGACCAGUGUCGUAGCUGUAAAACGUGCAACUCCCAAAAGAAGCUGAAAACUCUGCGAGAGUGUACGGCCUGGGCGGACACAGUCUGUGAGUGUGUGUCGGGGUUUUACUGCAGCGACUCCGGCUGUGGACACUGUCUCCAGGUGACGCAGUGUCUGGAGGGACAUGGGGUCAAAGUUCAAGCGUCUCGGACAAAUGACACAAUCUGUGCCCCGUGUGAGAGUGGCUUCUUCAGUAACGUGUCAGACCACAUCUCUCCGUGUAAACCCCACACCAAAUGUGAAGACAUUGGGAAAGAGCUCCAAACUCCAGGGACUUUGACAACAGAUGCGGUCUGCAGAAAUUUGACACCCUGCUCCUGGUGGCUGCCCGCGGGUCUGUGGAUCGGGCUGGUCGUGACAUCUGCUCUGCUCAUUGCUGUGGCUCUGUUUCUUAGGUGGAGAAAACGUCAGAGACGGCACAAAGUGAGCGGAAGUCUUACUGAGGUCCCUGUGGGUGUGAUCCCAGCAGAAGAGGUCCAGCUGAAGCUCCCUCUGCCCUCAAAGGAGCUGAGCGGACUCUACCAAGAAGAGACCUACACCCCGUCUUACACCUGUGACCUGCCGGCUUACGAAUCAGAUGAAAUGGAGCUCAGCUGUGACGGUCUGGACCAUGAGGACAUCAGCGUUCCCAUCACUCCACUCAAAGCCUCAGUCUCUUUUAUGGAUUCAACUCAUUUAGACGAGAGCUCCAGAUACUGCAUCAACAACUACCACAGAACCAUCUCAGAACCCCAGGAGGACGAGUGGAGCGAGACAUGACAAAUCUAAGAAGAAAAAACAACCUUCGCCAUUUUUAAAAAAGUUUUCUGGAACUAUGGGAAGGUCGGGUGAGAUGAUUCCCACUGGACCUACGCAAGAUUGGAUCCGUGAGAAUGAGCCAGGAUGAGAUUUUUACAUCAUUUUUACAAGACUAUUCUUACAAUUUAAGUCUCACAAAUUUUUAUUUCUGUUUUGUUGUCAUGGUUGCACUUCUUUUUGAAAACACAACUUAUCAAGAGGUCUAACUCACAAGCGUUUAGUUCUGUGUAAAUUAAUGUGGGAAUCUCACAAGAUAGUUCCCACAUGUGUGCACGAUCUCGUAGCAAUUUCAUCUCACCUUGUUCAUCUUGUUUCAACUCUAGAAAAUAUACGUUUCAUGCAGGACAUAGUCAAAAGCAGGGUAUUGUAACUACGCUGCCCCCUGGAGGACAUAAGGAAGAGGUUCAUCUGUAUAUAAUACUAUGUACUGUACCUAUGCAAAACCUUGACACGUUUCAUUAGUUUAUUUAUUUAUUUUUAUGCUAUUACUAUUACUUUCACUUGUGUAUACUUCUUGAACUCUAAACUGGUAAAAAGGGACAAAAAUAAUUCCGUUGUUAUUUAAGAACUAUAAAAAUAGCAGCUGACAAGAUUGGAGUUUUGAACAGUACCAGUCUGCUGCACUAUUAAAAUGUGAAAAACUAAAAUAUUAUCUAUACUAGUUUUGCAAUAAUGGCUGCGAGUUGUUUGGUAAGUCUAGAAUGACAUUUUUAGGUGUUAUUUAUAUUUUUAUACAAAGAGAAAUCAGUCUGGUCACCACUUCUUCCAUCAUGUCUCGAGCCAGAACCAAACAUGACUGCAUUUCCUUCCUACGUCUUUUUAUUUAUCUUUUUUCCUCGUAAUUGUAUUGAUACAGACCGGACGAUGCAUUUCCCUGAUUGGCUGAUCCACCUGUCAAUCACGGUCGUCUGAAAACACGGAGAUUAACCAGUGACCAGACUCACAUCAUCGUGAAGUUUUGAAGAAGUGUGUUUUCUGUGACAGAUCGCUGCAAAAGCUGAUGUCUUAUAGGAGGAUUUGAAAUGACUUGAAUUCAGAAAGUGUUCUCCCUCUCUCUCUAACCCAUUAUCACCUUUCUCCCUCACUCCCCCUCUCUCAAUCAUAACCUCUCUUCCUCUCUCUCACACCAUCCAUAGCUUUUCUCUCAGCUCUCUACCUCUCCCCAAACUCUCUCUCUACUCUUCUGUUCGCCAACCUCUCCACGCAAUUCCUCCCUGUUUCUCUCUCUUUCUCUGUCUCUCUUUGCCUCCCUCUUUGUCUCUCUCUCUCUCCAUCUUUCUGUCUCUCUCUUUGUCUCUCUCAGUCUUACUCUUUCUGUUUCUCUCCCUCUCGCUGUCUCUCUGUCUCUUUCUCCCUCUCUUUCUCAGUCUGUCUCUCUCCGUCUCUCUGUCUUUCAUCCUCUUUGUCUCUAUCUCUCUUUGUCUCUCUUUGUGUCUCUCUCUCUCUCUUCCUCUCUCUUUCACCCUCUCUGUGUCUUUCUCUUUGUCUCUCUCUCCCUCUCUCUUUCUCAGUCUCUUUCUUAGCCUCUUUCUCAGUCUCUCUUUGUGUCUCUCUCUCCCUUUCUUUCUCAGUCUCUCUGUCUCUCUCUCUCUUUGUGUCUGUCUCUUUCUCAGUCUCUCUCUCUCUGCCCAUCACCCCCUCUCUCUCUCCCAUUUGAAAUGACUUGAAUUCAGUGUAAAAGUGCAACUUGUUUCGCGAAGAUCUACUUUAUUUGAUUUCUUUUCGUGUAUUUUACUUUUUCGUGCAACUUUUCGUACCACCACCUGUUUGUGUGGACGUGUUAUUGAUUUGCAGUGUCAAGUUUAAUUCUACACUAUGAACAUUUUAUGCAAACCAAUAACAUCCCUUUGGAGACGUACAGGUGUGGUGCUCUUCAAUAGAAAAGUUUCACCAUAAAUCUUGAAAAAUACUGGUUCUCUGUUUAGAUAUUUAACAUUGUGUAGAUGAUGUAGCCAAACUGUGAUUUCCAGUGGACAAUUUGCCACAUAGUCCACGCCUUUUCUUUCAUAUAGUGUAUUUUUAUAAUCUCAUGAUAAUAAAAAAUAAGCAGUAAAGCAGA
Boleophthalmus pectinirostris (great blue-spotted mudskipper) is the source of this 3365-nucleotide messenger RNA. RefSeq names its product tumor necrosis factor receptor superfamily member 5. The coding region runs from base 308 to 1267 and encodes 319 amino acids. Gene Ontology annotation, molecular function: transmembrane signaling receptor activity; CD154 receptor binding; antigen binding. The transcript is spliced from 8 exons. The record is from RefSeq and is a predicted model, not a curated record. Gene Ontology annotation, biological process: positive regulation of endothelial cell apoptotic process; cellular response to tumor necrosis factor; positive regulation of canonical NF-kappaB signal transduction. Gene Ontology annotation, cellular component: external side of plasma membrane; CD40 receptor complex; membrane. Lineage: Eukaryota; Metazoa; Chordata; Actinopteri; Gobiiformes; Gobiidae.